AUGGAAAACUUCAUUCUGUAUGAGGAGAUUGGAAGAGGAAAUAAAACAGUUGUUUAUAAAGGAAGAAGAAAGGGGACAAUUAAUUUUGUUGCUGUUCUUUGCACUGACAAAUGCAAAAGAGCUGAAAUAACAAACUGGGUUCGUCUGACUCAUGAAAUCAGACACAAGAAUAUAGUGACAUUUUACGAAUGGUAUGAAACAAGCAACCAUCUCUGGCUUGUAGUGGAAUUAUGCACAGGUGGUUCUCUAGAAUCUGUUAUUGCUCAAGAUGAACAUCUACCUGAAGAUGUAGUGAGAGAAUUUGGUGUUGAUUUGAUUGCUGGUUUGUACCAUAUUCAUAAGCUUGGAAUAAUCUUUUGUGAACUGACACCUGGAAAGAUUUUGCUAGAAGGGCCUGGCACCUUGAAAUUCAGUAACUUUUGCUUGGCUAAAGUGGAUGGUGAAAACUUGGAAGAAUUUUUUGCUUUAGUUGGAUCUGAAGAAGGUGAAGGAGAUGUCAAUGAAAGCACUCCACAAAGAUUCCUGAAAAAUAGAUUUCGAGGCUCUCCAUUAUACACAGCUCCAGAAGCAAUAAAGGGAGAAGACUUCUCCAAAGCCAGUGAUCUGUGGUCCUUGGGAUGUUUACUUUAUGAAAUGUUCUCAGGAAGGCCACCAUUCUUCUCAGACAGCUUUUCUGAAUUAAUUGAAAAGAUUUUAUAUGAAGAUCCAUUGCCACCUAAACCGGAGGGUUCUGCUUUUUACAAACCUUCUGCCGAGUUCGUUAGUUUGCUUGAUGGCUUGCUUCAAAAGAAUCCUCAGAAAAGGCUGAAUUGGACAGACCUAUUGCAGCAUCCAUUUUGGAAAGGAUCCCUUAGCCAUUGUGGUGAUUCUGCAGACAGCCAGGGCACAAGCUCAAGCAGUGAAGACACAGAGUCAUCUGUGUCUUGGAGUGCCAAAGAACCAGUGGAUACUCAUAAAAAUCUAGAUAACAUGUCAUCCUCAAGAGCAAAUAAUAAGCUACCCAGCAAUUCUUUCAAAAUAGUAGAAAAUCAGACUGAAUUGCGCCCAAAAAGUGCAGUUGAUGGUGAAUCAAAUGAAUCAAUAUUUCUUCUCAG
Molecule: messenger RNA, 1094 nt
Organism: Pelecanus crispus (Dalmatian pelican)
Lineage: Eukaryota; Metazoa; Chordata; Aves; Pelecaniformes; Pelecanidae
Source: RefSeq, a predicted model, not a curated record